Molecule: messenger RNA, 1590 nt
Organism: Aspergillus ibericus CBS 121593
Lineage: Eukaryota; Fungi; Ascomycota; Eurotiomycetes; Eurotiales; Aspergillaceae
Product: NAD(P)/FAD-dependent oxidoreductase
Exons: 1
Coding region: 105-1427 (440 amino acids)
Cellular component (GO): mitochondrion
Molecular function (GO): FAD binding; sulfide:quinone oxidoreductase activity
Source: RefSeq, a predicted model, not a curated record
GGGGAAACCUUGACUUUCGGCUCUGGUCGAGGCCUUUCUCUUUCUACAUUUUCCCUUUCUCUUCUCUCCCAUAAAAAGUCCCAGCUUCAUCAUUGACCUCGAAAAUGUUCCGCCAUGUAACGCUGGCAGCAAGCGCUGCCCAGAGGGGUUUCGCCACUGCCGCCCCCGUGAGUCCCGUGGCGCGCAGUCACAAGGUCGUCGUGGUCGGCGGUGGUACGGCCGGCCUCGCUAUCAGCCAUCAACUGCUCCGCUCCGGCAAAUUCUCGCAGGAUGACAUCGCCGUGAUCGACCCCUCCAUGUGGCAUCACUACCAACCUGGCUGGACCCUGGUCGGCGGUGGCCUCAAAACCAAGGAAGAUCUGCGCCGCCCGCUGCACGGCUUGAUUGACCCGAAGCUCAAAUUCUACAACCAGAGCGUCGGCACGUUCGCCCCUGAGAACAACUCGGUCACCCUGGGCAAUGGCGACCAGGUCAGCUAUGAGCAGCUCGUGGUCGCCCCCGGCAUCAACAUCAACUACGGGAGCGUGAAAGGACUACCCGAGGCACUCGCCAAUCCGGACUCGCUUGUCUCAUCGAUCUAUGGCUAUGAUACCUGCGACAAGGUCUUCUCCACCAUUGAGAAAUUGAAGACCGGCAACGCCAUCUUCACCCAACCCGCGGGGGUGAUCAAGUGUGCCGGCGCCCCCCAGAAGAUCCUGUGGCUGGCCCUGGAUUACUGGAAGCGGGCUGGUCUGUACGACCCCAGCAACCCCUCCAGCUCUGCCAUUAAGAUCGCUUUCGCCACGGGUCUUCCCUCCAUGUUCGCCGUGCCCAAGUACAGUGCUGCCCUCGAAGGUCUGCGUCAGGAGAGGGGCGUAGAAGGUCUCUUCCAGCACGACCUUGUGUCCAUUGAGGGCAACAAGGCCACCUUUGCCCGGCCGGACGGACAGGAGCAGGUGACCAGGCAGUUCGAUCUGCUGCAUGUUGUGCCCAAGAUGGGUCCCCAUGCCUUCGUGAAGAACAGCGCUCUGGCCAAUGAGGCUGGCUAUGUGGAUGUGGACGCUGGCACCACCCGCCACACCAAGUAUGCCAAUGUGUGGUCCGCGGGUGAUGCCUCCAGCCUUCCCACAUCCAAGACGGCGGCGGCAAUUACCUCGGAGGCCCCCGUCCUCGUCCACAACCUGUUGCGCUUCAUGGAGGGCAAGACUCCCGAUGCGGUUUACGACGGUUACGCCUCAUGCCCUCUGGUGACCGAGUACGGCAAGGUUCUUCUCGCUGAGUUCAAGUACGGGGGAGAGCCCAAGGAGACCUUUGGAAAUUGGUUCGGCAUCGACCAGAGCGUUCCCCGUCGCUCGUUCUACCAUCUGAAGAAGGAUUUUUUCCCCUGGGUUUACUACCAAUCCCUGGUUAAAGGUACUUGGGCCGGACCUAAGGGCUGGACGAACUAGGAUGAGGCUGUGACAUUACAUGUACAAUACCACUUACGGCGCAAGCGAUUGUUCACUUGAUAUCAUUUAAGUUCUGCUGUUGCAGGAUCCAGCUGGCGUUCGAUCAGUUUCUAUUUUUUUUCGUUCUUGCUCCUGCGGUUCACCUCCAGAUCGGCCAGGCGGG